AUGUCCCUCACACUGUCCCUCGGCAAUCAAAAAACAUGUUACUCAGACAAUGAGACAAUAUCCGGUCAUGUCACCCUGCGAUGUCCAACCCCUUCCGACAUUCAAGAUCACAUCCGCGUGGUCUUCGUUGGCCGAGCGAAAUGUCGAAUACAAAAGGCCAAGAGAUCAGCAGCACCCUCCGCAACAUAUCGCAGCAAAUGUAUUCUAUUCGAAAAAGAGCGCAUCCUUUCACUCCACGACUGCCAAGCACCUUCAAAUGGCCUCUUUCAGUGGCCAUUUGAAUUUCUUUUCCCUUCUCACGUCCAGCCAUCGACGAAUUCGCCGCGAUGGCCCAAAACCACCCCUUUCUAUAAUGGCGCAGGCCAUCCACUGCCACCGACAUUCACUAAGAAAGCGGAGGACGACCUAAGACGAUUGGACUGUGUGAUCGAAUACAAAAUAUACGCACAAGGAUCCAAGAUACAACGAGGCUUCCUCAGCAGGAACUCACCAUUUCUAUCUGAGCCUAUCCGAUUGAGCUUUAUGCCUGCGUCGGCCAAAAUGGUCCCGCUUGCGAAGGACAGCUUUCCCCGAGCCCAGUCGCGACGAGAAGAGCAACUGUUCAAUAUCCGGAGCAUGCACCUUCUUCCCGGACAUGAAGGUAGAAACCUAAGCGUACAAGAGAAGUUCCAGUCCUGGCUUUCUCCGGGAAAAUUGCCUCAUUUCUCAUUCAAUGUUGCUUUCUCCUACCAGACCCAUGUGGUGCAGUCAAGGCCACUCUCGUGUACUUUGAAUGUUGAUCCUGUAAUCGAGAACUCCUCUAUCGGCUAUCCGCCGCAGAUCCUGAUGCAGUCUAUCCACGUGGUCGUGACAGGUCAAACUGCCGCCCGAGCUACACCGUCUCUGGUGGGGGUGAUGUCUGCUGAGGUGGAUGAGCGCAUUGAAAUCAUAUCCAGGCCUUCUGUGAACGUCCCGGUAUCAGGGAGUGUGGACCUGGACACGGUGAUUGGACCCUUUAUAUUCCGGCAUACGGAUAUAUCUUUCCGCACGCUCAAUAUAAGUAGAACGUAUAGGUUAUCCAUCUCGAUUGUGUUCUUGUGUGCGGGGAAAACUGCGGAGUUCAAACUCUCAGAUUUGCCUAUUGAGGUCAUGGCGAGCCAAGACCCUGACUUGAAGAGAGGACACGAGAACAUUUCCGAGGAUGACUCCCUGCCGUCUUAUUCCCCUCCGUUCAUCAUUGUCCAUGGGGAUUUGUGA
Messenger RNA from Penicillium mononematosum, 1236 nucleotides. RefSeq lists its product as uncharacterized. The record is from RefSeq and is a predicted model, not a curated record. Bases 1 to 1236 code for a protein of 411 amino acids. Lineage: Eukaryota; Fungi; Ascomycota; Eurotiomycetes; Eurotiales; Aspergillaceae. The transcript has a single exon.